GACUGCGGAGGGCGCGCGACGUGACCAGUCUGCACCCGGAUCCCGCUCCACCAGUCGCGCCAGGUGGAGGAUCUAUUCGCGGAGCGCGGACGCGGGCCGGGCGGUGAACCCGCUGGAGCAUGCGGGGCGCAGCGCGGGCGGCCCGGGGGCGCGCAGGGCAGCUGUGGCCGCGGCCCCCAGUUCCCGGCCCGGGCCCGCCCCCGCCUCUGCUGCUGCUGCUGCUGUUGCUGGCGGUGCUGCUGGGCGGCGUGGGCGCACAGUACUCCAGCGACCUAUGCAGCUGGAAGGGGAGUGGACUGACCCAUGAGGCACACAGCAAGGAUGUGGAGCAGGUGUAUUUACGGUGCUCGGCCGGGUCUGUGGAGUGGAUGUACCCGAUGGGAGCACUCAUCAUCAACCUGAGGACUAACACCUUCUCACCUACCCGGCACCUGACUGUGUGCAUCAAACCCUUCAGGGACUCCUCAGGAGCCAAUAUUUAUUUGGAAAAAACUGGAGAACUGAGACUGCUGGUGCGGGAUGGGGGCAGUGAGCUUGGCCAGGUACAGUGCUUCGGCCUAGAGCAGGGAGGCCUGUUUGUGGAGGCAACACCUCAGCAGGACAUCAGCAGGAGGACCACGGGUUUCCAAUAUGAGCUGAUGAACGGACAUAGGGGGCUGGACCUGCGUGCGCUGUCUGCCCCAUGCCGGCCUUGCAGUGACACUGAGGUCCUCCUUGCCGUCUGUACCAGCGACUUUGUCGUCCGUGGCUCCAUUCAGAACAUUACCCAUGUGCCAGAGCAGCAGGAGUCAGUCAUUCACCUGCGGGUGAGCAGACUUCAUCGGCAGAAGACCAAAGUCUUCCAGCCAGCUCCUGAGGGUGACAGCCACUGGCAGGGCCAUGUCACGACACUGCUGGAAUGUGGCGUGCGGCCCGGGCCUGGGGACUUCCUCUUUACUGGACACGUGCACUUUGGGGAAGCGCAGCUUGGCUGUGCCCCACGCUUCAGUGACUUCCAAAGGAUGUACAGGGACGCAGAGGAGCGGGGGUUGAACCCCUGUGAGAUUGGCAUGGAGUGACUUGCAGUGUGACUAUGGGUGCUGUCCACCCUCUCCUAAUGAGCCACUGCUAGCUGCUGUGGCUGCUCAAGUCCUGAUGUGGGCCACAGUCUGGGUGUGCAUACUAAGGGCACAGGCCAUGGGUUGGGCGUGCAGGCCAGGAACGCAGGCCUGGCUCAGUUCUCAAGCUGGGGAGGUACAAGCUGCUCUGACCCCAUGAGGUCCAGCCAAGGACACCCUGACAGAUUGGAAAUGCUGUAUAAUGCAAACUAAGUUAUUAUUUUUUAUAAAAAAGAAAAUUCCACAGCAAACAAACUCAUGUGUCUGAAGAUGGCUUGUAUGCCAUUUAAUACCAUUUUAAAAAUCAUCUUAAAGCCAUCACAUUUGGCCUAAUGUCAGUGAUGGUCCGUGGGCUUCAUGGAAAGCCUGGGUACCAUUCAACGUCGUUAUUCUUGUAAUUGAAACAUAUGGAGCCAAAAAUGUGUUUUAUCUUCAUUUUGUUUGUACUUUUAAAGAAUGAGCUUUGCAUCUCUGGUCCUUCUCAGGCUGCAGCAGGUUAUUUCCAUUCCAGAGAAUAAAGACCAGGAUCUGACCACACCAUAGUGUCUGUCUUGGCCUGUCAGCUGGGCAUGCCCGUGUCAGGCCUUCUUUGAGUAGGCCCAGUCCUGCCGUUUGGGGCCUCUUGCUGGACAUAUCCAGAGGAUACUGCUUGGCCUCAGG
Molecule: messenger RNA, 1757 nt
Organism: Castor canadensis (American beaver)
Lineage: Eukaryota; Metazoa; Chordata; Mammalia; Rodentia; Castoridae
Gene: Metrnl
Product: meteorin like, glial cell differentiation regulator
Biological process (GO): positive regulation of brown fat cell differentiation; energy homeostasis
Molecular function (GO): hormone activity
Source: RefSeq, a predicted model, not a curated record